Molecule: messenger RNA, 8280 nt
Organism: Spirometra erinaceieuropaei
Lineage: Eukaryota; Metazoa; Platyhelminthes; Cestoda; Diphyllobothriidea; Diphyllobothriidae
Source: the annotation of a GenBank genome assembly
AUGGCCGAACACGCGGCAGCGGUGCACAGAAAUGACGCCAGCUCUCAAGUUGCGGAUCAUUCGACGAGAUCCGGCUACACAUUCAAAUUCGAUGAGGCCGAAAUUCUCGCAAGAGGUGACAACCGCGUGAGCCGGGAGAUACUGGAAUCACGGUUUACUGGCCCCCAGUCCAUCAACAAGCGCAACGAUCUUCCCACUCCAUACUCCGUGCUGAAACUUCGCCUAGGUGGAGUAACAAGCCAUGUGGGGAGCGCAGAGGUGAGCACUUUUCCCGUCACCGUGGUCGGUGCGUCAGAUGGUCGAGUAAUAAUCACGCCGACAUCCGACGCAAGUGAUGAAAUUGCAGCAAUUAUCGACUCGAAUGUCGGCCAUCAAGAAAUGAUCACCCCAAGUGUGACGAUCCCGGAUGAAGGGAGGAGCCGUGAAUGUUCAUAGGUGUGCGGUAGCAUGGCUACUGCAUCCUAUAAAUAUCGCAGCCCCUUGUGCAACAACCACCCGUUUCUGCUUUUUUGUCUCUGAUGAGGGAUUCGAGUAGAUAUCCGAAACGUCAGGCUAAUAAAGCUCUUGUCCCGGCGAUCGUGUCUCCUUCUUCAAGACUACUUCCUGAGACUCGUCUCUUCGCUUCCAGUGGUCGUGUGUGUUGUACGUAUUGGCAGGAAGCAGUACAGAAGAAAAAGAAGAAGCUAUCGGAGAAACAAGUUCUUUAUUUUCCCGACGUUUCGGAUUCUCAUUUCAAACCUACCACAGAGAUAUUGACUGGAGGGUGUGGCUCGUACACAGGGAGUUGCAGUAUUUAUACUAUGCACUCGCUAUGCUACCGCAUAUAUAUAUCAAUUAACUGCGCUUCCCUUCAUCAAUGAUUUUUACCCGCUGGUUCGCUAAAUGCUUGAUGGUCGGCAUGCUGAAAUCUCAUCAACCAUGUCGGAUUGUGGCGUGAUGAUUGUCCAGCCAUCUUGCUCACGUGCUUGCCCGCUCCACGAAUGGUCAAUUACUGUGACCAGCCUAUGCCGCACCACGGAAUAUGGAGUGGGGAUUUCAUUGCGCUUGUUGAUAGACUGAGGUCCCGUGAACCAUGACUCAAGCAACUCGCGGCUCACGCGAGUAUCCCCUCUCACAGUAAUUUCGGCCUCAUGGAGCCUGAAUGUGUGGCCGGGUCUCGUCGAAUGGGCCGCAAACUGAGAGUUGGCGUCAUUUCUCCCUACAGCUGUCACGUGAUCGGCGAUUCGUGGCAGCAGUACGGAGAAAUGACGCCAACUCUCAGUUCGCGGCCCAUUCGACGAGACCCGGCCACACAUUCAAGUUCUAUGAGGCCGAAAUUAUCGCGAGAGGUGAUAAUCGCGUGAGCCGCGAGUUGCUUGAGUCUUGUUCACGGGACCUCAGUCUAUCAACACGUGCAGCGACAUCCCCACUCCAUAUUCUGUCCUGAGGCAUAGAUUGGCCAAAGCAAUUGACCACUCGAGGAGCGCGCAAGCACGUGAGCCAGAUGGCCGAGCAAUCAUCACGCCAGCAUCCAACACGGGUGAUGAGAUGUCAGCAAUUUACAACUUGCAUGCCGGCCAUCAAGUAAUUAGCGCACCAGCGGGCAACAAUCCUUGAUGAAGGGAGCACGGUUAAUUGCUGUAGGUAUGCGGUAGCAUGGCGACCGCAUCCUAGAAAUACUACGACUUCCUGUACACGAGCCACCCUUUUCUGCAACUGUCUCUGAUGAUGGAUUUCGAUGAGAAUCCGAAACGUCAGGCGAAUAAAGCCAUUGUUCCAGCGAUCGCUCUUCUAUGUCAUUGUUUUCAUCACGCAAUUGGCAGAUACAAGAAUUAACUAUGUAAAUCCACUUAUGCUCGCCAGUCAUCCACCGGACAAUCAAAUCAACCUAAUAAACUAUUUAUUCGCAGAUUUAUAUUUAUCUUUUUGUUCGUUUCCAAGGGAAUUCAAAUAGUCAAAUAAUGCCGCUCGAUAAUGGACAUAAUUUGCAAAACAGGAGGUUCGGAUAGUUUGUCUUACUGCUUCGAAGGGGCAUCUAACGCCUCAUGGGAGUUCUCUCAUCACUGAGUAGUCUAAUUAUGUGUCCAAUUCACCUCCACAGAUUCGUGCCCCUUACAAGAGACAGACGAUCUAGCAACGGUUGUGCAAUCAUACAUGUUUCACUCCUCAACAAAAAAACAUCAAGAUUAAAGUAGCGGAUGGACUCGGUUGCCAAAUUCGUCUUGAAGGCCUUAAGUCCAGCAUCAGUAGUAGCUGCAUUGUGCUUAUAAUAGAACAGUAAGAUUCGAAUUCCCUACACCUUUGUCAAAUGCAUAUUGACUGACAAAAUGGAUGUUUCGGCGCCUUAAAUUUCUGACAGCUGAUACGGACACCACUGUCAUUUCGUCAAAACAAUUUCUGGAGAAGCAUAAAGGAGUAAGUCUCUAACCAAAUGAGGUCAUGGUAUAUUUUGAUGUCACGGCCCUCUUUAUUGCUAUCCCCUUAGAUCUAGCAAUUGAGACGCUCGAGCUAUUCCCACGAAGCGCUGUUUAUUAAUAUAGGUAUGCGGUAGCAUGGCGACCGCAUCCAUAAAUACUGCGACUUCCUCUACACUAGCCACCCUUUUCUGCAACUGUCUCUGAUGAUGGAUUCAAGAGAGAAUCCGAAACGUCAGGCGAAUAAAGCCAUUGUUCCAGCGAUCCCUUCUUCUUCUGAUCAACUAGUUCCUGGAACUCGCAUCUUCGCUUGUAUCGACUAUCACAUAGUUGAGAGGAAAUGACAGUGAAAUCUGAGGUUUUAAAUUACCCCAAAACUUACCUUUGUAGUUAAAGCAACCCAAUGCCAGGGAUGCGCACAAACAUACUGCGGUGAGGAAGGCAGGCAACAUUUUCAAAUGGGUUUCUGAGGUCGGCUAUUCAGAUGUAUAUACAAAGAUUCAAGAUUCCGACUGAUUUCACUGGUGCAAUUAUGUUGGUCAGGUUUGGCUUCGGCAGUGUUGAAUGAGGCUUCAUGCCGUUCAACGUCCACUUGCUCGUUCGUCAGUUCCUUCGACUACAGAUUGCGUACCAGUGUGCAGUCUGUGGAUGAGGUUGGAUCAGGAAGUUUGUAGAAUUUGUUUCCUAGUGCUGCGUUAUGUGUCACUUUCUGUUUGCGGGUUUGUUCAGUCACCUUCUGCUGAAGCAGAUUUGUGCCGUUCUCGUCCAUGAACUCGCAGCGUCUGGCCUUUUCUUGGUCAAUUCUCUGACGGUAUUUGCAAAGCCUCGCAUGGCAAUCUUGAAAGACCACGCGAAACAUACGUCCUCCGUAGUGAAAUACUGAGCAUCUCGCCAGCUCCGUGUUUACCGGGGGGGGGUGGUUUCUAAGAAUCACGCUUUGGCAACACGUUGUUAUCGAGACACCUGUGCAGAAGCCGGAUCUGCGCAUAAGUAGAGGCCUCUUGAAGGACAAACGUUUCCGAUCGCCGGGUCGAUCAGAGCGCAUCGCGCCCAAACAUGUUGACGAUACAAGCGAAGAUGUGGGUUCCAGGAACUGGUUGAUAAGAAGAAGAAGAAGAAGAGGAAGAAGCAAUCACUGGAACAAGGGUGUUAUUGGCCUGAAGUUACGGAUUCUUACUUGAACCCUUUAGAGACAGUAGCAGAAAAGGGUGACUCGAACAGAGAAAGGGGAACGCGGUAAAUUAAUAUAGGUAUUCCUAACAUUGCUACCGCAUCCUAUAAAUACUGCGACUUACUGUGCACGCGUCAUCCGUUUCUACCACUGUCUCCGAUGCCGGGUUCAAUUGCGAACCCGCAACGUCUGGGAAGAGUAUUGCCUGCUGAUUUUGCCCAUGUAUUUCAUAAUGUACUGAAUAUGAAUUACAUCAAUACAAUUCACUUCAUCCAGUUCUUUUGGCAUGGAUUCAUUUGUCUGUUCAAUCACCCGACUAUGAUUGGCGUUUGAUCCCAGUUUAACGAAAAAUGUGUCAUAAAAGACCAUUAGCCGAAUGAUAAAUGUACAAAGGUACCGCAGAGCCAGUGGAUGUCGUCGGUCAUUCCGGAUUUCAUUUUGAAAAAUCUCAACAUCACAUGUCCUCGUUGUGUGACGAGGUUCCCUUCAAAUUGGGAACAGCAUUCAUCUGCUCUAUCUUUGGACUUACUUCUCUCGUCUUUCUACCUGUGCUAUAUGUUGCUUAGAUCAAAACCAACCGACAGAGCGCCCAUAGCAUUCCACAUCACGAAUUUCAUACAUUGUUGUUUCAGCCGGGGGAUGAAUAGUCAUCAUAUGUAGUGCAUACCAUAUACUGGGUACUAAUUUAAACACCAGAAAGAGUCAGAUCGCAUGUCAUGAUCAGGUAGAUUCCCUCCCGCACAUGGCCGGCCAAGAAACAUUUGUGGAUCAUUGGGUUGGCUGCUGUCUGCAUGACCAGACGGGUUGUGGUCUUUAGGUCUCAUCGUAAGCCAGCGUGGAAGGAACGGGUUCCGUGAAAUUGCUCCGUAACGAAUUCGUACAGAGGAACUUCUUCUCCCGAAGUUUGACAGGACGAACCAAAUAAAAAGCCUCAAAUGACAUUGACAGCGUUCAAUAGUUUUGCGUUUUUCGUCCAGCUGUUUAUACCAGACGUGGUGAGAAUUUGUAUGUCUUCCGAAAGGUUCUUUAAAGGUCACGAUAUGUAACUUACAAACUCAAAUAAAGCGUGAUGUUUAAAAUGGAUUGGGCAUGAUCGUUAAUUUGAAAUCUUCCUUUAAUGACCAGUGAAUACUCAUCACUGCCGACAUGCAGCAUAUGUGGCAAGCUAUUGCGCUGAUAAUGAACCAAGGAGUAGGGCCAGUUGUCAAUUCCUCAAGUCAAAUCUUGUCCAUACGCAUGGGGAAUCGUGAAGGAGUGUGGAAGAUCAUGCAAAAAUUCGCCUGUCCAGAGCGAUUCAUUCAGAUGGUGCGUCAGCUCAACGAUUAAAUUAUUGCGCUAGUCACAGACAAUGGAGCUGUAUCAUAAGCGUUCGCAGCGACCAACGGAGUGAAGCAGAGAUGCGUCCUGGCGCCUACUCUCUUCAGUCUUAUGUUCUCCGCCGUGCUGAUGGACGCCUACGACGACGAACUUCCCGGGAUCCGCAUCGCCUACAGGACGGACGGCUACCUCCUUAAUCAACGUUGAAUGCACUUCCAUUUGCGCAUUUCCACAACCACUGUUCACGAACUUUUCUUCACCGACGACUGGGCCUUAACACCUCAGAAGAGGACAUACAACGAAGCAUGGAUUACUCUCCGUCGCCUGCAAAAAUUAAUAGCCCGGUUAGUAACACGAAGAAGACGGUGGUCAUGCACCAGCCGCCACCCAACAUGAAAUAGUGCCGGUUUGCGAGUGAUAGGCAAUCAUUCGCAAAUUUUGACACAUUUAAUGAGUUAGGUCACUAAUUGCAAUUAAAAACCCAAAGUUUGCCCUGAUUAAGAUGCAGGUUAAAAUUAGAUGGGCACCCUGCUUCGCACAAGAAUGAGCGAAGCCCUGUCAAACAAUCAUUCGUUAGAUAUGACAUGCGUCUUACUGUGCUUCGAAAUGUCUUGACGGCCCCUUUUCGAGACAAGAGUCUUCCGAGUUUCUGGCCCAGGAAGACGCAUUUGCCAGCCGAUCUUGGGCGGAUGAUAGAACGCUGAAGAGGAUACCAAUAGACGGACUGACUGGAGUUCAUUACGUGUCUAACCGCAUCUUCCGAAAGAUUCUGCCAUUGCAUUCAUUGACUUCGUUUUACCGCCCACUGCAGAUCUUAAUUCGCUUUUGAGAAUUCUGCUCUUGGCAUCUAAAUCAAUAUUCCUCUCGGUGUAUAUAAGCCUGAGCGCAUUGCUUACAGGAAUUCUCAGCACCCUUUUGUUAAGAAUAAGAUGAGAAUGAGGAUGAUGACGAUGAUGAUGAUGAUGAUGAUGAUGAUGAUGAUGAUGAUGAUGAUGAUGAUGAUGAUGAUGAUGAUGAUGAUGAUGAUGAUGAUGAUAUCACUGGAAAAAGAAGUCUAUUGGACAGACUUUACGGAUUCACACUCGAACCCAUCACGAGAGACGGUUUUUUGGUAAACGUCGAUUUUAUCUAAGCCAACUAUAUUCCUUGCUCGAGCUGCCGGAGAAAAGUAGAAUGAUCUCUUUGCUACUAAUUUUUCUAAUUGGAUGGCUUUAGAGACAGAUUUUCCUGUUUGAUCACGGUAGACUCUUCAGUCGCAUGCGCCUUUAUGAGUACCCACAUUAAAUCCUCAUAAACAUGACCAAAUCAGCACACAUUUUCUUCUCGACAAAUGCACCGCACAUAAACACCUCUAAAAUGCCAUAUCACGGAUUACUCUCAUUUAAGCGGAGCAUCUGGCCAAUCAUCUCCCAGUCCAACUCAGACGUGCUCUCGCUUAAGGCGUCGUGAUGCAUACGCAAUGCUUCCGGCGCUGGGCAUACCCUCGUCCGGCUGUCGACUAUCUUCCAGUCCCUCUUUGGCAUUCUCCACAGAAUGCAUUAUCUUCGUCUGGUUGAACAGCUCGAACAGAGGCUGAUGCGUAAGAUAGAGUAGAGCGAAAGGAGUUGGCCAUCAGCGCGUAAAUACUCACUGUAAACACUCUGGAACAAUGGCGACUGUUAGGAUGCGGUAAAUUCCGUGGCCUUGAUGGUUGCCAACUGACGCCUCAACACAGUCCAUGCAAUUGGUCCAGCUGUGCGUUUGCAUACUGAGUAGCCAACUGGUGGACUGAGAUUCUUGACUCGGUCAUGGAACCGACUUUGUCGGCAACUGGCACGGAUCAGACAAAUACACGACUCGGUCAAUGAACUGGUGCCAGGAAGUGAGAAGGCAGAGGGAGAGUGAGCUUGACUGUCUCAGCGCACUUUCCUCACUAUGAACAAUUUGAUGCGUUUUCAUUCAUCAUGGUGCCCUAUAAUCCGGCACUUGGAUAACACAGACCUCGCAAUCAGAACAGGUUGUGUGUAGUGACCGAGUGGAGGACUGAGAUUCUUGACUCAGUCAUGAGACCGGCUUCUUCCUAAUGCAACCUGUCUGGCACCUCUCGCACUCAGUAGAAUGUAAGCCGGUGCGAUGCAUAGUUGCGGGAUUUUCCCUGCCAGUCAACUUAGCCCUCCCCAACCUUCGGCCUUCUUGACUCUGUCAUGUACAUGGGCCCAGAAUCAUGGGGUGGAGAGGGGAGUACGGUAGAUGCUGCACAAAUCUACCACCAAUAUAUUUAGAUGAGUUCACACACAAAUCACCUUCCCUGCCCCGACUCCACAGUGGACAUCAUCAGGCAAACAGGAUCAAACGUAGAGUAGCUGUAGAUGUCCUCUUCUUAUGAGAGUUUAGGAAAGCUGUGGCCUCCAAUUUCAGCAGCACAACCUCCUGUAAAUAUUUGCUGAUACGCAAAUCCUACUCGCUCCCCAGGUGCUGAAUGGACAGUCAGUAGAAUAAGGAGUUUGUGUCCUAAAACUUCACUGCCUUUUCUCCUACCACCACCACCACCACCACCACCACCACCACCACCACCACCACCAUCACCACCACCACCACCACCACCAGCAUCAUCAGUGCACGCGAAAUUCGAACCUCUAAAGUGAAUCCGUCGCACUCAGACGCGCUAACAAGCGUAUGCAGAGGUAAGCACUUAUCCUCCGAAAGCAAACUUACGCCCCAAAGCUAUUGGGGACAAUUCUAUUAAACACUAAUAUAAAAUUCGAAGAACGACGAUAAGGCUGUAAGCCUUAAAGAUCAGACCAGGGCUUUCUUUCUCUAUCGUUCAGGUUCAGUCCAGAUACCCCAUAACCGACAAGUUAAUCAUAAAGACACAAGUAAAGACAAAGUGCAUGUCUACACUUGUUUAAGGGGCAGCACACAGUAAGUAGGUUUUUCCCCUUGGUUCAUCUUACAUAACACACCGGUUAGGAAAACCGGACAUAAGCGCAUACCACAAAACGGACAACAGGUUUAUUUCGAACUCCUCUGGCAACUGAGGCUGUAGUAGAAUUCAUUGUUAUGGAAUGUGUGUUCAGGAAAUGCAAGUCCAGUGAAAAUAUGCAGACAAGGUCUGGGCUGGAAAUAGUGUACGAGCACGGUGAUUUGCACUGGGAUGUUGUGGUAGGUAAAAAUGCGCCUGCUAACUUUAAGGAAUCCUGCAAUCUGAAAAGGAGAUCAUAUAUGUAAAGAAACGAAUACACGUACCUGGCAGAUGAAGCUUACGUUGGUGGAGUCAAUAAGAAAUUUACAGAGAUGUCGAGAAUUCCCUUCUUCUGUUCUAUCCAGGUUGCAGCCACCGCUCUUGCUGAACUGAAGGCCUUCAAUGCGACUUUGGCAGCGAGGUCCAUCCGCUGUUUUGAUCCUGAUGUUGGAUGUUGA